GCAAACCGGAGCGGCCACUUCCUAAAAACAAAUUCCGACGCGCUCUGUUCGAGACUUGUCAUGUUGUUGUCGCACACCUUUAACCUUGUACCGCCACUGCCUGUAGUACAGAAGAAGUGAGUACAGCUCCACAGCUGUUUCACUCCUGUACUGUGAACUCCGUGAGGAGCGCGCUGCGGUCACUGUGAACACUUUUUUAUUUACCUUCAUGGAAACGGACAGUCUGCUGAGCGGCAGUGUGAACGGAGCCUCCCCGGGCUAUGGCUCCCGGCCGGGCCCAGGGCAGCGCGGGGCCCCCGAAAAGAGGCGAAUGUCGUACUCGGUCGCCGGGGAGUCGUGCAGUGUGGAGAGGGGAGCAGAUGAGGAGGAGCUGUACAUCCAACAAGCCGUUGUAUUCAUAGAGGACGCCAUACAGUACCGGUCCAUUAACCAUCGAGUGGAUACCAGGUCGCUCUACCUGUAUCGAUGGUACUACUCUAAGAUAUGCCAGUGGGGCUUGGGCCUGAGCAUCGCAGUGUUGUUGCUGCUGGCCUUCGUGGAGCGCCCGUCCUCGUUGUCUCUCUCCUCAGACCCCCGAUAUCGCUCUCCACCCUUGGAGCCGCCCUGCGGCUUAACCGAGAGUUUCGAGCUGCUCUGCCUCGUCAUCUUCACUCUUGACCUUAUUGUCAAGAGCUACUUGAUUGGCUGGGAGGAAUUCAGGAAGAGCAAAUGGCUAAUUGGCUACACUGUAGUCCUCUCAGUCUCCAUCAUUGACUGGGUGCUGUCCGUCAGCAUGGUGUGUGAUGAGAAACUGAGGGUGCGGCGACUGCUCCGGCCCUUUUUCCUCCUGCAAAACUCCUCGCUGAUGAAAAAAACACUAAAGUGCAUCAAAAGGACUCUGCCAGAGAUUGCCAGUGUCAUCCUGCUGCUGGCGCUCCAUCUCUGCCUAUUCACCAUGAUCGGCAUGCUGCUGUUUGCUAAAACUGAGGAUCCAAAGACUAACGGGGAGUGGAAGGCGUAUUUCAGAAACCUGCCAAAGUCUCUUACCUCCCUGCUAGUGCUGCUCACCACAGCCAACAACCCAGAUGUGAUGAUUCCCGCCUAUAAGCUGAACAGAGGCUACGCCAUUUUCUUUGUCGUCUUCAGUGUGAUCGGCACCUAUUGUCUGAUGAACCUCCUGACAGCCAUCAUCUAUAACCAGUUCAGGGGAUAUUUGCUGAUGUCAGUCCAAACGUCCAUCAUCCGGAGACGACUGGGGAUCCGCGCUGCUUUCCAAGUCCUCAGCUGCCACGAAGCCCAAGAUGAUGCCGAGGAGCACGUGCGUGUUGAUUCAGUGCUGCAGGUGAUGUCCAGAGUGGAGAUGAAAAGCUACUACAGAACAGCUGUCACUACGGAGGCGCAGCAGUAUGCAGACGUCGGCUAUAUGAGUUUGGACCAGUUUCGCAAGAUAUUUGAUGAACUGGAUAAAGAUCGCAUCAAGGAGCACCCUCCCUUGCCUCAGUACAACUCUCCAGUCCUGCAGAGACUCCAGACGAUCUUCGGUCACUACUACUUCACUAUAGCUGGCAAUGCAUUGGCACUCGCCAACGUCAUUUGCAUAUGUACCAUCCUUGUACUCAACUCGGAAAUGUCCACAGCAGAAAGAGACAACGUGGUCUUGGAGAUCAUCAACCUGUGCUUCAUCCUCUACUACCUGUUUGAAAUGUGUGUGAAGAUCUUUGCCUUAGGGUGGAGAGGAUACAUUUCCUACAGGAACAACAUCUUUGACGGCUUCCUCACCAUCCUGCUACUGGCUCUUCAGAUCACUAUUUUUGUCACCUACAGGCUCCCUUAUAACUGGAACACACCCUCACAGCAUGUCGUGUCUCUGUGGGAGAUGGUCUGCUUGGUCAACAUGCUGAUCGUCUUCCGCUUCUUGCGCAUCAUUCCAGACAUUAAGCUCAUGGCAUUGGUUGCCAGCACACUCAUGGACCUGGUGAAAAACCUCAGAGCAUUCGCAGGGAUCCUGGUGGUGGUGUACUACGUGUUUGCCGUGUUGGGCAUCUGGCUGUUUGAAGGCGCCAUUAAACCUCCUCCAGCGUCCAGUGUGAUCUCAAAUACCUCCAUGGCGAACAUCACUUCUAACUUCAGUGUGGAGUGUGGCACCUAUGAACAGCUUGAAUACUGGCCAAACAACUUCGACGACUUUGCUGCGUCCCUCAUUUUACUGUACAACGUCAUGAUAGUGAACAACUGGCAGGUUUUCAUCGAGGUGUACAGCAGAUUCACCACAGAGUGGGCUAAGGUCUACUUUGUGUGCUGGUGGCUCACCUCCUCCGUCAUGUGGGUCAACUUGUUUGUGGCGCUCAUCUUAGAGAACUUUACCUACAAGUGGGACCGCAGUCACAGCUGCUCUGUUACAGAUGUGGAGAGGAUCAGAUAUCAAACCUCUGUUCAGCUCAUAUUCCGGGAGCAGAUCCAGGAGCCUACAGAAGAGGAAUUAAUGUGUCAACUACACCAACACCCACACUUACACAUACAAUAGACACACACACUGUGUGGUAUAUGCACUGAGAGGUCAAAGAAAUGUACUACUUGUUUAUUUUAAUGUGUAUAAUAUGUAUAUCCGCAAAUUGACAUGGAGCUACUCUGAUGGUGUCGCUAUCAACCAAAUCCUCAUCAGUGGAACAAAAGGUGCAGGUCCUUCCCAGGUUGUUGACGCCAACACUGACCACUGAAAUUCAGGAAAGUAGUCAAGCAGUGUGAACAAAGGGCAAAUCUAAAUGUCACCAAAGGAAACAGAAAUCACCUCGUCAUGGUCCUCAGCUAGAACUUAAAAGUCCCAGGGAUGAUUUGAAAGGAAUAAGAGGUUUUUGGACACAUAAGGCCAUUUCAGUCCAGUCCACCAGGUGGUGUUGAUGCACCAUGUCAUGAUGUGGUACAGCAGUUUAGUUAGAGAGCUUAAGUUCUGAAGAAGACAACUAACUGUAUGCCUCUUGGAUGAGAUGUGAAACACCUUUAACUUAAUUAAAGCAAGUCCAGUUGUCUUUAACUAAACUACUGAAGAUGCAAUGACCUGGUGACUGAGAACCUUCACAGACAUGAAGUAUAGCGAUGUCACUUUUGCUGUUGUGGAGGAGCUGAUGCCAUUGUGCUGCAUUGUAAUCCUGCAGUUGGUUUUUAGAAAUUUUAAAUGGUGCUCGUUUAAAUACGUGGAACCAGGAAAAUACAGCUUCUCCGUUUACCUCUAUCAUUUCUCGUUCCAUCCAAGUGUUUUUCUCAAAACAGGUCUAUUUGUAAUGCAGAGAUACCGUCUUUACGGUAGGCACCAAAUGUGACUAAAUGAUGUGGAAGUUGUACAAGUACAUUUGAGAAUUGAAAUAAUUGGGGAAAUGUGUGGAAUACCCUGGGAAAAACAGUGAUUAAUCAGCACUCAAAGUUCCACUGCACACUAUGAAACACAAUCUCGAUCAUUGGGAAAUGUUCUAAAAUGCUUCUGUUGCACUUUGAUGAGAUGCACUUUCCUCACGGACCAAAACCUGGUCAUUAGUUUACAGCGUGAAACGGAUUCACUGAGAUUAUCCGUCACCCAAAGGCUCAGCAAAUAUGACCUGCCAGCCUCUGUGCAAGUGUAAAAAGGGAUUAACGUCACUGUUAUUUUUCUUUAUUGAACCAAGUUUACUUUGUUUAUAGAAAUAUAGUUUAAGAAAAAACAUUACUUCAGGAAAAUAUUUUUGUACUUUUUUGUUGGGAUAUGUACAAGUUAAAAGUAAACAUACAAAUGUAACAUCUGAAAUAUGUUGUGAAAGAAUUGUGAACAAAUAUAUUUUAA
This is a messenger RNA of Solea solea (common sole), 3790 nucleotides long. RefSeq names its product two pore segment channel 2 (gene tpcn2). The record is from RefSeq and is a predicted model, not a curated record. Gene Ontology annotation, biological process: monoatomic ion transport; transmembrane transport. The coding region runs from base 209 to 2503 and encodes 764 amino acids. Lineage: Eukaryota; Metazoa; Chordata; Actinopteri; Pleuronectiformes; Soleidae. Gene Ontology annotation, cellular component: lysosomal membrane. The transcript is spliced from 25 exons. Gene Ontology annotation, molecular function: voltage-gated channel activity; monoatomic ion channel activity.